Messenger RNA from Penicillium soppii, 978 nucleotides. RefSeq lists its product as uncharacterized. The transcript has a single exon. Gene Ontology annotation, molecular function: oxidoreductase activity. Lineage: Eukaryota; Fungi; Ascomycota; Eurotiomycetes; Eurotiales; Aspergillaceae. The record is from RefSeq and is a predicted model, not a curated record. The coding region runs from base 1 to 978 and encodes 325 amino acids.
AUGAAAGCAAUCGUUAUCGAAAAGUUUGGGGGACCCGAGUCCCUUGUCAUCAAAGAUGUAGUCCCCCCAGAGUCAAAGAAAGGGGAAGUUGUGAUAUCUGUCAAGGCAUUUGGUAUCAAUCACGCCGAAAUGCACAUGCGGAAAGGUGAAUGGGCAGAGUGGAUGCCAAUCAGUGGAAUCGAGUGCGUCGGCACUGUGUUCAACUGCCCAGGCGGAGAAUUCAAAGAAGGCACUCCAGUUGCAAGUCUGAUGGGUGGUCUGGGACGUACAAUUAACGGCAGCUAUGCGGAAUACACUCGGGCCAAAGUCUCCAAUGUCGUCUCACUCGGGCCAGCGGCGGCAGAAUUACGGUGGGAUCAGCUGGCCGCAAUCCCGGAAUCAUACGCUACGGCAUGGACUUGUCUGUUCCGGAACCUAGAGAUAUCAGCGGGGACGCGGCUCCUCAUCCGCGGCGGAACUUCUGCUUUUGGGAGAGCGGCAAUCAAUCUGGCAAGACAGGCUGGAUCCGUUGUCACCGCAACAACCCGCAAUGAGAACCGGGUCCCACAACUCAAAGCUCUUGGAGCUGAGAAGGUGCUAAUUGAAGACCCUAAGCUCUCUGAACACGUCACAGAUAAAUUUGACGCUAUUUUGGAGCUCAUAGGCAAUAGCACUGUUGUUGAUUCUCUCAAUAUGGUGCACAGAGGGGGUCGGGUCUGUCUAGCUGGGUUCUUGGGUGGACUUGAGCCCAUCUCUGAAUUCAAUCCUCUUUUGCAGAUGGCGAGUGGUGUCCAUCUUAGCUUUUUUGGGAGUUUCGCUUUUGGAACCCCUGAAUUUCCCUUAUCAGAUGUUCCCCUUGAGGAAAUUGUCGAAAUGGUGGCACAGAAGCGUUUCAGUGCAGACCCUUGGAAGGUUUUCAAUUUCAAUGAGAUUCAGGAAGCCCAUCGUGCAAUGGAAAACAAUGAGGCGCAUGGGAAAAUGGUUGUCACAGUAACUUGA